Molecule: messenger RNA, 3867 nt
Organism: Exophiala dermatitidis NIH/UT8656
Lineage: Eukaryota; Fungi; Ascomycota; Eurotiomycetes; Chaetothyriales; Herpotrichiellaceae
Exons: 3
Coding region: 1-3867 (1288 amino acids)
Source: RefSeq, a predicted model, not a curated record
AUGGCAGAGCGGAGUGCGCAGGAUGUGGUAAACCAAACUCGGUCGGCGGGCGACGCAUCGCCUUCCGACGCACCUGUGCCCACAUCCACACCUGAUAUCAAAGUCUUUGGGGACGCUACCACUAGUGCCGAGGAGGCUACUUCGAAGGAGAAUGGAGUUCAUACACUGGCCAAUGUCAAGGCGGAGGACCUCGAAGAUGCUUCAGCGCGAUCCGACACCGAUACCAGCCGUGCAGAUGGGAGUGUCGCCGGUGACAAGGUUGCCGAGUCCAAGCCUUUCAAGAAGCUCACAGCCAAACCCGUUAGCUUUGCAAAGUACUCAGUCCCCAAGGUUAUUGCUGCCAGUGCAGCGGCCAAAGGUCUCGACAAAGCUGCAACGCCGACCUCGUCGACUGCGUCAAUCUCACAGGCCGGACGUCCACGUUUGGUUGCCAAAACUACCAGUACCCUGCAAUCCUCAUCGAAGCCAUACAAGACCGCCUCGCCAGACCCGAUGCAAGUGUGGAACAAGAACAGAGCCACACCACAACCGUCGACGAAGCAUUUGACCGAUGAAGAGCUUAAGCAGCAGUACGGAAUUCAUUUGACGUCGCGGAUACAGGCAGAUGGUGAUGGAAAAGAGGCAAAAUGGGCGGACAUUGAUGACGACGAAGAUGACUGGGCUCCGGAAACUAUCGAAUGGAAUGAUGGCACCAAGAGCACCUUGACUCCCGCUGAAGCGGCUCCACAGGCAGCUCAGAAGCCUACGACGUCUUCUGCCGAGACGGCGGAGAAGUCAGAGCCUGCAGCACCUCCAAAGAUAACAGCUCCACAUUUUGCCAGCUCUGUCGGUCCUAAUGCCACUGUUCUCAAACUCGGUGCAAGUGCGGAAAGACAUCAAGCACAGAAGGCGACUCUCCAGUCCAAGGGCCCUUCAGAGAGACCCUCGUUCCUUUCUUCAAAAUCGGGCCCUGCUCCUACACCAGCGAAAUCUCCAUGGGCACCAUUACCUCCCGUCGAGAAGGUUUCGCCAGUCGCCAUCAACCCGCAGAUGUCCAUGCCUCCACCGAACCGCAUGCCUCCGAGUCACGCCCAUAACCAAGAGCCACCGUCCAUGGCGGCUCCAUCCCCAGCGCAAGAAAUCUCGGCAGAUGACUUCAAUCGAACCUGGCGCGAGUCACAGCCAGGCCAUCCCCGCGAGCUUUACAUGCCAAAUUCUGGACGUUAUGAAGCCGUUCCCGACAGGCGAAGACGUAUGUCUCGAAACGAUCAAAACUUCAGAGCUCCUGCCGUUUUACAACGACCGAGUCACACUGAUCCCCAUGCUCCGGCUGAGCCAUCAGCUGCGUUCCAAACUCACCGCACAAGCACUGAUCAAGCGCGGCGCAGAGCUUCUUCCACUGUUUCUGGCGGAAGUGGACAGUUCGGCCGCCGAAUGUCUAUCCGAUCGGGCGAGGCAGCGCCUCCCGUAUUCGAAACGCGCGAACAGGAGCAGAAGCCUAGCAUGCCUCCGCCUUCCACAGAAGAACCGCCUGCGCCUAGUCAACCACCAACCUAUCAAGCUCACGGCACCGGUGAGCCGAGCACCGCAGGACCAGUUCCCGCUGCUGGUGUAGACUUUGAGGCUCAACGUGCCCAGCAGAGAGCGUUGAUGAGAGAAAAGGUUGAACUGGCCCGCAGACGUAAGAUUGAGGAAGAGCAACGAUUGGAGGCAGAGAAACAGGAGCGCAUCCGUGCGAAGCUAGCCUCACUUGGUCUCGAUCCUGAUCUUCCGAAGAAAAAGACCGAGAACAAGGAUACCGAAGAGAGGAAAGAACCUGAGCAGCCUCCUGUCCCCGCUCCGAGCGCACCUCCGGCCGCUGCAGUCACCCAUUCGCCACCGAAACCGCCUCAGCCGCUUGCUUCUGGCGAACCUCAGCAAUAUGGAAUGAUGAAAGUCCACCCCAUGGAUUCGGUCAAGAAGUUGGGCACUUCGAUCUCUCGGCCUGUCGAGUCCCAGCGUUUGCCUUCCCGAACAAAGGUUGAAUCCAGCCCAACCCAGGAGCCACAUCCGGAAACCACUCAAGCACCUUCUCCCCUUGCGAAUGGCGUGCGAGGACUGGGUCCCGAGAUGCGACGGACAAGCGGCCAAGAAGCAGUUGAUACCGCCGAACCGAGCCCUAAAUUACCCAAGCCGAGCUCAGUUACGAGUGAUGCUAGAAGUGGUUGGGGAGACGUGCGGCACGAUCAUCGCCAACCGCAGACAGGUAAUCUUUGGGGGCUGCCCAACAACAAGUCGCUGGGUAAUGGUACUUUUGACCAAGGUCUAGCAGGGUAUGCUCCACAGGAUCUGUCGCGUACCUCUUCCACGACGCAAGGUUGGAUGAACAACAGAACACCUCACGCUGGUCGCUCGCCGCAGACCCAAUAUGUAAACCACGCUCCGCUUGCAGACAGCAGGUCUUUUCCAUACCAGUCUGUGGCUUCUCCCGAUCAGGGUUCUCUGGCCGUCGACAGCGAAGUCGACUCUCUUUUGCCAACCACCAAACCGGCGCCCAUUGCUCCUCCACAAUCUCAGCCAUCUUCUGCGAACAACGGUUUCCAGAACAACAAUCGACCUCAGGCCCUAGAUGCCUGGAGCAAUUUCCACCAGGUUGCCAGGCAACAGGAACGUGCGGAAGACGACAAAUUUCAUCGAGAUUUGAUGGCUCGUCGCGAGGAAGAGGCGCGAACAGGUAUUCGGCAGGGGCCUCAAUAUUCCUUCAACGAGACAUGGAAGCAGGUGCAUGUUGGUGAUUCGGCCGAACAACGACACAUUGCAAACAUCUCUCAGUCUGCCGUGCCAGCCUCGACUGCUUUUGGCGCCGUGAGAUCAUCGCUGCCUGGCGGAGAUAUUGGUGCGAGGACGAUCACAGCCCCAGGCGGUCGGGGAUCGAGAUUCUUUCCACACCACGUUGGGGGUCAUCACGCUCAAGAUCGACGGGCGUUUACUUAUAGUCACCCAGAGCCACCAAGAACACCAUCGCCACCGCCAGCCGAAGAGUACUCUAGUCUACAUCCAGCAUUCGACGGUGACUCUGCCAAACCUGUUGUCCAUUUCCCGCGCGAAAAAGCUGUGGUCAAGCUACCACCAGCUCUCCCGCCGACCCCACCAAGUCCCGAGGAACCCCAGACCACAGGUGCUGCCGAUGCUGCUCCCAUGACAUGGGCCGCAAGGGUAUCAAGGCCGCCUCCAUCUGGUCCGUCAGCUUCCGGCUCUGCGCUUCGUACCGUCUCUACUCCUAUUGUACAGAAUCCAUCAUGGCAAGAACGAUUUAAUGGAUUGUUGGGGAAGAAAUCUUCUCCUGUGAGAGAAGCAACCCAUCCCGUGGAUGCUCGUCUUGCCGUGACUUCAUCGACACGAGAGCCUUUGGAGGUACAGCAUUCUCAGAUCAAAUCUGCCGCCUCGGUGUCUCUCCCCUCCCAUACGGAGCCGGAAUUUGUGGCUAACGGAGAUGAUUCUUUCGCAACCACCAAAAAUGUGGAGGAUGAGGACGACCUGUUUGAAGACAGAGAGCCAGGCUCGCUACCGGUCAUCCACUUUCCCAAGGAAACCCCGAUGAUACUGCCAUACUCACCAUCUUCCUAUGCCACGAGACUGCCGCAACCAGCCCCAGUGGAGCCUUUUUCGUGCCAUCCGUUUAUGGUCAGCAACCUGCACGAGCGCCAUGCUCCGCCCAAGCCUCAAUAUGCCCUAAUUCGAUUCCCUUGGUCUACAAAACCUAUCAAAAAGGACAUUCCGCUCAAGGGAGCCGCGGGGAACAACGGAGGCAGGCAGCGAUUUGGCGGAUCUUAUGCCGGGAAGCAUUCUCGGUACCGAGGUGGACCACGGUCUCGACAGGUGUCCAAAGCACAAGCACAAGCACAUUGA